AUGCUUAUAAGCACAGGGCAAGCCAAAGAUUCUUGAAAUGAUGACCCAGAGCUAGAGCGAGCGAUUCGAGAAAGCUACGAAACUGUGCCAGGUGACAUGCCAUGGCCAGAUGACGACAUCGAAAUUUUCCAGGCAAUUGCUGACUCUCUCAAAGAAAGCAAAACUCCUUACACCUCGUUUGAGCCUGAAAGCCCAUUAGAGCGAAAGCGUGAAGAUGGAAUGCCAGUCGGUCUCAAAAACAUUGGAAAUACCUGUUAUUUCAAUUCCUUAAUGCAAGCCUAUUUUAUGAUCCCAAAGCUUGUUCAAGAAAUUUUGUCAUUCAAACCUCAUCCAUCUCAUCUGAAGCAAAAACAAGUUGAAGGAGUUGAAAUCAUAAGAAAAAAGGCUAUUCUUUCUCUUACUUUUAAUAACUUUCUCUUAUAAAAUUAAUGCUAUUCCAAUCAGAAUAUUAUACCUAAUCUAUGAAAUUUUUAUUAUUCUUUUUUAAGCAGUAUAGUAUUAAGCUAGUUGAAGCAAUCCAAAGACUAUUUGCUUUCUUGAUCAGAAGUAAUCGAAAAUAUGCUGAUCCUUCAAAUGUAUUAAACGCGCUUGUUGAUGAUUUUGGAAACCACAUAGAAAUAGGAGACCAAAAGGACGUCGGAGAGUUCAAUAUGAUAUUUGUUGCAAGAGUUGAAGAAGGGCUUAAGGCAAAAUACCCAGCUGAAGAAACAAAAGAAACCGAAGCUGAUGGGAAGAAAGUUGAUGUUCCUGUAUUUUUGAGAAAACAGACACUCAACCUGAGUAGCAAAGAACUAACAAUUUCUAGCAUAGUGUCGAAUUUAUUUUAUGGAAAUUUAGCUGAGUUUUUGUAUGCAACCGAAGCAGAUGGGACUCCAGUUGUGGCCAAGAAAAGUUCAGUUUUUGGGCAGAUUUUGCUUGAUGUGGAGGAAGGAGAUCUUUUUAGUGCUUGGGAUGCCUCAUAUCAUGCCCAAAUUGAAGGAUAUAAAACCAUUUACCAUUAGAUUUAUAAAGUUUAACGUCCCUUACGGGGUCACCUGUCCCAGAGCUUCCGCCUGCCUUUCGCCGCAUCGGGUCCACUGGCCGCUGGGUCGACCAGCUUUGUUGCUCCAAGUCUAGGGUAGACGUUACCGGCUUCGACGACUCAUGAGUGAGCUACUUCGAUUGACAUGGGCUGCCUUUCCGAAAAUCCAUAAAAUGGGAAUUUCUGGUCGGCUGUCGGCAAAAGGAAAAACACGUAGCCUGGGACGUAACGCCCAGUUUCACGCUAGAUAGUUGCCCGAUUGGUCCUAACGGACUUGGCUGAGCUUCCCCUUUCCAACUUCCGUGCCUCCUUCCCGACGAGGAAAAACCAUCCCUGAAAAUAGACUUGGGCUAGGCUCUGUACACUACCAGAAUUGCUUGCCUAGCUUUGCUGUCCCUUUCUGAAAUGUGUAAAACCUUGCCAGAUAUAAUUAAAAUAUGAGUCGAGGCUGCAUGGCCGGGAGGCCAUGCCCAGACGAAGACGCCAUAUUUUAAUUAUGAAGGAUAUAAAACACCUUUAAACCACGUAUGCGUUGCAGAGCAAGAAGCCUGGCUCGAAAAAGCUCCAUCAAUGCUCCUUUUUCAAAUCCAAAGAGUAAAAUACGAUUCAGAGACUUUUGAGAUCUAUAAAGAUAACCGUGUAUUUAACUAUCCAAAAACACUUUAUCCCGAUCGCUUCUUACUAGAAAACAAAGAGCUAGGCACAAACUUAAGGAAAAGAUUUUUAGAAAUCAAGAAGAAAAUCAAAAUUUUAGAAAAUACCCUUCAAAAAUUCAGAAACUAUAAAGCUUUGUACUUAGAUUUGCCAACAAUGAUGAAUAACGCCGCCUCAUUUUUUGAUGAUCAUGAAAAUCCUCAGUCUCAAGAGUCAAAAAUCCAAGGGAUAACAACAUACAGCCCAGAUAGAAUAGUUCCAAUACCUGAGGGAAGCUUAGAAAUGGAAAGAGCCAAAAAUCUUGUCAAAAAUCUCAGUGGUCUUAUUAAUGAGAAAAUCGAAAUCAUGGAAACUGAGCUAGCAAUGUGCAAGCAAGAAUUGCAGGAUAUUUUUGAAAUUCCAAAGCUCACGAAAAAUCCUUAUAAUUUGCAUUCAAUUAUGAUUCAUAGUGGGCAAGCUAACAGUGGGCAUUACUACUCAUAUGUGUUUGAUGCUGAAUACCAGAAAUGAAGAAGAUAUAGUGAUAUUUAUAUAUCUGACAUGGCAGAAGCUGAUGUAUGCAGUGAUGCACUAGGAGGCUAUGGACACAGCUCAGCUUAUUGUUUGAUGUAUAUAAGAGAAUCUUUAAUACCUAAAAUACCAAAAGGCUUACAAAGGUCAUAUACAUUGACGAGCUCAGUUGAGCAAGUAAGUGACCAUUACAAAACCUUGCUAUCGCCUACGUAUCUUUUUCUUAGGAUUAUUGAUCUAAAAUUUUCCUUGAUAGACAUUUGGUCUAAAACAGCAGUUUUUGCAGAGCAAAUGUCGAACAAUAAAAAAAUCAAUCAAAUAGCCCUGGAGAAAUGUCUUUUGGGAAAAAAUCACGACUAAAAAAAUGCUAUGCUGCUAUCACCUGAGCUAAGAGCUGAAGUUGACAAAGACAACCAGAAAUUUGACCUUGAAAUUGAAGAAUUCAGAAUAAGUGAAAUAUUGAAAAAUAUUAAUGAACUAUACACAGUGUGCCUGAAUCAAGCAUGGACACAAAAAUUUAGUUAUUUCGGUACAACAAAAAAAGAAACAGUUAGAGGGGAGCUCUGCAACUUCGCCACUUACUUAAAGAUAAAAAUAUACAUUAAAAUGGCGACACGUGUCAACCUGCCCUCUUGGUGCAGCAGUCCAGACCUUAUGGCUACGGCGAACUGGGACGGACUCCGAGUCGAGAAUCAGGUGCAGGCUCAAGAGGUGUAUCCGGGUAGGUCUUGGCCGCUUUCCUGUGGUUGGAAAUGGAGCUGCUCAACAAAUGUCCUUUGGAUCUGAGGACCCAUGGGCAUUCCUCUACCGAGAAACUGGGGGUUUCGGCCCAGGUCAAGGGGAACAGUGUUUUUCCUGUAGCUAUCGAAGGAAUGCACUUCGACACCCGAUAGACUCCAAGGAUCCUUGGAAUCAAGCUACUCCAAUCGCCCGUAGUAGGGCCGGAGAAAUCCAUAAGCCGCCCACUCAAUACUGAAGCCUCAAGACAAGAGGAGACAGAAGGUACCGGAAGGGCACUCGUAAGAGGGAUAAACCCUCUGGGCCGGAGUCGAAAAGCAGUAGAACCUCCCGUACAGGAGGUUUUUGGUGACUGCAUCACCAAUAUGGCUAGCGCCUGUCUGUAAUAAUUCUAAUCCUACUUAAAGAUAAAAGGGGAUGAACUUUUGUGCAGAUGGAACAUUCUAAACCAUUGUGUUAAAUUUAAUGACCCUUAUCAGAGGGGUCUAGAAGAUUUCGCUCAAGGAGAUCCUAUUUUUGAAACCAUGACAAAAAGGUUUAAAGAAAUAUGCAAAGAACCGCCAGAUAGUUAUAUCCUAACAGCAAGGGAAAAGAACGAGUACGAGACUGAAGCAAAUAUCUUUUACAGCAAUUAUUACUAUGCAUGGAUAUCAGUGUAUAUCGUUGAAUCAAUUCUUGACGAGAAAUAUAUAGAAGCUCUUCAUGCCUUUUCUUUUUAUUUUAGCUUGGAUACACAAUAUUGCUUUGAGUAUCAAACUUGGCCAAGCGAACUUUUCAGAAUGCUCAUUUUCUACCUUCCUACAAUAAUAAACGAAAAGCUUUAUAAAAAAGAAGUUUAUGAAGCUGCAAAAAUAAUACCUCAUUUGGCUUAUUUUACAGUAUCAUAUACUGUAAUUGAUGAAGUCCAUCAUGAACAAAUAGCUCAAAGAUUGAUAGCGUCGCAUGAAUGGGUUAAAAAUAAUAUCCCAAGCUAUUAUAAUAUCGACAUCUAUAAGGUGUUUACCGAAGCAAUCCAUGAUUUUGAAACUGAUACUCCACAUACCGAUGUCAACUGGAGCGAUUACCCAGAGAGCUUAAAGAAACUGAUUGAAAAAAUCAAUACUUUUGAUAAAUUCUCUUGGAUUGAAGGCUGGGUUCCUGAAGAAAUCGGCUCGAAAUAUAUUUCUGCUAGAAAAGUGCUUACAAUGUCAAGGCUUAAUAAGUGGGUGGAGCUGAACUCAAGACUGCUGGACACUAAUCAAAUAAUUCCUGAAGAAAAAAUGAGAGAAAUUGAAUAUGAGCUUGGGAUCUUUCCAAAAGAAAGCUAA
This is a messenger RNA of Blepharisma stoltei, 4230 nucleotides long. NCBI's taxonomy places the organism in Eukaryota, Ciliophora, Heterotrichea, Heterotrichida, Blepharismidae. The record is from the annotation of a GenBank genome assembly.